AUGGCAAUGAAUUUUGGAACCUUAACCUUCCUCCUGAGCUCGUUGGCUUUGGUCGAAGCCACUUCCUCGAUAGACGAGCAAGGAUUCCAUCACGAGUCUGCAGAGGAACCUUCUUCCGCAGCAACUGGCUGGCUCCCAGGUUUGGCUCCGGAUUAUCACGUGGAGGUGGAUUCCCCGAGGACGACGGUGCUCCCUGAAGUCAUCGGAACCCUGCCCUCGUACCCUGAAGCCUCCACGAGACCUGCUGCGACGUUGGAUGACAUUGGGCCAGAGUUUGACAAAGUUGGUGAGGAGCCUGGACAUCGCCAGGAGGCACAGGGUACAUCUUCCCGGAACAAGAGGACUUUGACGUUCCCGAACCCUUCGACGAUUCUGUUGAUAUUCGGCCUUGGCACCCCUCUGCAGUUGGAUCGCGAAAGCAUUAUACUCGGGGCAUUCACAAAAAUGGUUUAUAACCUGCCGGUAAACUCCACCGACUUCACCGAGCCCGGAGUCUACUUUGCUCGCACCAAAACCCGCUGGAGCAUUUACAAAGUAUUGGAGAGAGCCGCUGAACUUUACGGCUAUCCCGGCGGGAAGGAAUGCCUGCUCAGGGCCAUCUGCGAAGUUGCUGCUGCACCGUUCGACCUUCGUCAAGGGCUUUUUGGUCACAUGGUUCAAACCUUUCUCACGCCCUCGAGCACGAGUGAGCCGUACGACGAGUACGGGGAUCAGGAAUACCACGCUGCCGAAAGAUUGGGCAGGCACGCCGACGAAAACUGCCGCACCCUUUAUCCGGAAUGCGAGAGAAGCUUUCUCGAUGUGUUCUCCACGACGGGCAACAACAGGACAGUCUCGUCUUCGGGGUCUUUGACCAGCCACCCGAUACCGCAGUCACUUCUCACCAAUUACUUGAGCAAAGAGUCAAGAUUUCUUCUUGAUUCGAACGCGAGCCAGUAUCAGGAGCACUUUACACCAGUUUAUCUCACGCCGUAUCCGGCGACGUUUCGCCCGUUUUCCAACCACUUCGAAAUUACAUUUUUUGUUAUGUCACGUGACCCCUCGUACUGGCUCUUUUUUAUCGCUCUCUCUUCAAUAAGCGUUGCGGAUCGUGCGGUUCUCCUUUUUCCACAGAACACUGUCUUCCAGUUCACGAUCGGUGUAACGGUACCGGUGGCUAUGGACAAAACCGGUGGCAUUGCUUUCUCAGCUGGAUUUCAAUUCAACUACGUUUUGCCCUGGAACCUGUCACAGUUCGAUCCAGUGAUCGUGCCUUCACGGGAGAUCGGAAAUAUCAACUUGCAAGACGUUUACAGCGCGGUGGAGAGUUUGCUGCUGAAGCACGACUGGCAAAGAAGCCGAGAGUGUCUCUUGAGAACUAUUUGCGAGCUUGCUGAAACACCGCUCAAUCGACACGAACACACGAGUCCGGAUAAACGAGACGUUAUUCAAGAAAUCAUUCAUUUACUUUUGACGCCGAGCGAAGAUUUACCGGAGGCAGUUAAUUCGAGUCACCGGAGCGUCAACAAAUUGUAUCAGGAAGCGGAACGAUUGGGUAGGUCUGGUGGUGACUGCAUCCUGACUUAUCCUGAUUGCAUCGAAUCACCCUUGGAAUCAUUCACGGAGAUAGCAUUUCCUUAA
Messenger RNA from Venturia canescens, 1620 nucleotides. RefSeq lists its product as uncharacterized. The coding region runs from base 1 to 1620 and encodes 539 amino acids. NCBI's taxonomy places the organism in Eukaryota, Metazoa, Arthropoda, Insecta, Hymenoptera, Ichneumonidae. The transcript has 7 exons. The record is from RefSeq and is a predicted model, not a curated record.